UGCUUGUGGUUUAGGGCCACUUCCCGCACACACAAGUCGCAUCGAACAGACGCAGGGGGAGAGACGGCCGUGAGACAGCGCAGGGUCUGCAGGCAGCAUGGAGUUCCUGCAGCGACAUCUCCCGCGGGUCUACCAGGCUGUACAGGAUGCUAUGAAUUUUUUCACCAAUUUCACGGCACAAGUUUUUGGUGCUCCACCGAAUGCCCCGCAGCCCAGAAAUGGCGGGACCAACGUGCCGAUCCAGAAAGAGUCAGAAGGACCAACCGCCCCGGAAGAGACACGCGGCAAGAAGGAGACAGACCUGCUAACCUCAACCCCAGAGCUCCUCGGUGUCACAGAAGAGAAUGGAGACAGCGCCGGGGUCCAUCCAGGUAAAGAUGCAAUGCCAGCAAAAUCUGAACACUUCCCCUUGAGUACAGGCGCUAGAGCCUUACAGUGUUUCCAAGUUUACCUGUAUAUAAAUAUAUAUAGCUUCCCUGAAGACCUCAGUGAUGAAUUCCCUGAAGCCAACUUUCCGACCUAUCUACCUGCACUUAUGACAAGGGGCUUUAACUCUCUCUUAUCACAUUAUGAAGUCUGUGAAAGAUAUAACACCAGUGGGAAAGUCAGCCAAAUGAAGGGUAUAAGGCCCAAAGGGCUUUUAGAAGACCUCAGUGAUGAGAUCCCUGAACCCAACUUUCCAACAGGUCCAACUUCAGUCAUGAAUUCCAUGAAGAAUAAAACACCAAUGGGGAAGUCAGCCAACUGCCCCUACCUGAAAUGUUAUCUUUGGAUAGAAUGA
Rana temporaria (common frog) is the source of this 781-nucleotide messenger RNA. RefSeq lists its product as uncharacterized. The transcript is spliced from 5 exons. Lineage: Eukaryota; Metazoa; Chordata; Amphibia; Anura; Ranidae. The record is from RefSeq and is a predicted model, not a curated record. Bases 98 to 781 code for a protein of 227 amino acids.